Molecule: messenger RNA, 321 nt
Organism: Penicillium atrosanguineum
Lineage: Eukaryota; Fungi; Ascomycota; Eurotiomycetes; Eurotiales; Aspergillaceae
Exons: 1
Coding region: 1-321 (106 amino acids)
Molecular function (GO): oxidoreductase activity
Source: RefSeq, a predicted model, not a curated record
AUGCCUUACCACGCUGCUGUUAUGUAUCCCAAUGACGCGGAAAUUCAAUUCAACCGCGACUACUAUAUGAAAGUCCACAUGCCCCUCGUUGAGAGUAUUUGGAAAAAGCACGGAUUGAUCAGCUGCCAUGUGGUUGAAUACACCAAAUCCCUCGAUGGCUCUCCGUCCAUGUACCUGAUCGCGACAACGCUAGUCUUUGAGAGCGAGGAAUCCUUACAGAAUGCGCAGAGGGACCCUGACACAGACAAGCUCUUUGCCGAUAUACCUAACUUCACCAACAAGCACCCGAUUACUUUGGCUGGUGUUGGGCUUUCUGCUUGA